ACCUACGGCAGUGAAGAGUGGCCCAUGAAAGAGCGUACCAAAAAGAUUCUUAAGGCAACUGAGAUGGAUUUCUGGCGAAGAUCAGCCGGAAUCUCGAGGAGAGAUCACGUAAGGAACGAAAGAGUCCGUGAGAUCAUGAACGCCGAGCAGAACAUCGUGCAUGAAAUUAUGACCGAACAGCUUGUCUGGUAUGGUCAUGUUCAACGAAUGGCGGAUGAUAGGUUGCCUAAGAAGGUGCUAGAUUGGGUUCCUCCUGGGAGAAGACGUAGGGGACGCCCAGCAAAAUCGUGGAUUGGUGGCAUUCCAGAUGAAAUCACAAGAUGCCAUCUACCAGAUGACCUCUGGAUGAAUAGGCAAGGAUGGCGAUUAGGUGUCGCAGAGCGCCCGAGCGCGCUGUAAAGCGACUGGAAUGUAUGUAUGUAAGUUCAGAUAUUUUGGAUUGAACUAGCAACUUAACCCAUGCUUCACACAGACAGUAUGAUCUGAACUUUCUUACAGCUUUUACAUUUUUAGCGGUGGCUUACCUAUAUUUUUAAAUUAUGUUUUGCACUUAUUUCUGGAUUGAGAGGAA
Bemisia tabaci is the source of this 571-nucleotide messenger RNA. Lineage: Eukaryota; Metazoa; Arthropoda; Insecta; Hemiptera; Aleyrodidae. The record is from RefSeq and is a predicted model, not a curated record.